Messenger RNA from Oncorhynchus masou masou (cherry salmon), 2125 nucleotides. RefSeq names its product DNA repair protein XRCC2-like. Gene Ontology annotation, biological process: double-strand break repair via homologous recombination; DNA strand invasion. Lineage: Eukaryota; Metazoa; Chordata; Actinopteri; Salmoniformes; Salmonidae. Gene Ontology annotation, molecular function: ATP-dependent DNA damage sensor activity; ATP binding; four-way junction DNA binding. Gene Ontology annotation, cellular component: replication fork; centrosome; Rad51B-Rad51C-Rad51D-XRCC2 complex. The transcript has 3 exons. The record is from RefSeq and is a predicted model, not a curated record. The coding region runs from base 23 to 949 and encodes 308 amino acids.
UUUUUCCUGACAGAUACAGGGGAUGACAACUACUGCCAAAAUGACAGAGAACGGUGCACAAUUGUUUGCUAGGUUGGAGGGGAGAUGGUCAUUGAGGGACAUUGAACCUCACAUCUUUCCUGAUGGUGCUGGACCUAUUCAAGGUGACGUAGUGGAGUUCCAUGGCACCGAGGGAAGUGGAAAGACUGAGACCAUGUACCAUCUGGUGACCCACUGCAUCCUCCCAGCCGACCGGGGGGGCCUGGAAGUGGAAGUCAUGUACGUGGACACCGACUACCACUUUGACAUGCUGAGGCUGGUGACAGUACUGGAGCAGCGCCUGGGGGAGGACGCAAAAGGAGAGGACAGUGGGGCGGCGGUAGAGCCUGAGGAGAGGGUGCGAGCCUGCCUAGGCCGACUCUUCGUGGUUCACUGCUCCAGCUCAGUCCAGCUGCUUCUCACACUGCACUACCUGGAGAAUACCUUCUGCAGCCGGCCCACUCUGUGCCUAUUGGUUAUCGACAGCAUCUCAGCCUUCUAUUGGGUGGACCGAAGUGGGGGAGGGGAGAGUGUGGCAAAGCAGGAAGCCAACCUCAGGAAGUGUUCAGAGCUCCUGGAUCGGCUGCUGAGAGACUACCGUAUAGUGGUGUUCGCCACCACGCACGCCAUCAUGAGGAACUACGGGCACUCGGCUCAGGCUGACUUGGCGGCCAUGACACCUGGGCCCUCUGAGCCAUCCUCAUCGUCUUCCUCCUGGAGACAGUGGUCCUCCUCUCAUGCCUCAAACUUUGACAAGGCCUACCUCAGCAGGGCCUGGCAGAGGCUGGUGACACACAGAGUGCUGUUUUCCAAAGGAGAGGUGACCAAGGACAGAAAGCAGGUGUUUUCAGCUGCAUGCACCACCACAAGUACAAGAGGCACGAAAUGCUCAUCUUUUUGUGUUAUGGAAGGGGGUAUUCAGUUUUUAUGAAGAUGUUGUUGAACUCAAUUGAUUGAAUUCUAUUCUGAUUCUGGAUGUGUUAAACUGAUAUUAGAUGCUACAGCAACUUUUAGUGAUUUUAUUUCUUACAUUUGUUGGAUUAUUUUAAUCCACCAAAUGUGGAUGCUAUUAUGUUUCAUGUUUGUGUCAUUUGUAAAAUAAUAAAUCAAUACAAAAUAAGUACGAUAGGGCAACUGUUACAGAGGUUGCAAAUGUUUUGAAACAGUCUGAAUACUUUUGAAUAACUGUAUGCUUUAGAAGACAUUCUAAAACCCUGUUUUUGCUUUGUCAUUAUGGGGAAUUUUGUGAUGGUUGAUGAGAGGGAAAAAACUAUUUAAUACAUUUUAGAAUACGGUGUAACUUAACAAAAUUAGGAAAAAGUCAAGGGGUCUCAAUAAUUUCAUACACUGUACAUUCAGUGUCUUCAAAAAGUAUUCAUACCCCUUGACUUAUUCCACAUGUGGUUGUGUUACAGCCUGAAUUUAAGAUUUAAGAAAAUCUCACCCAUCCACACAAUACCCCAUAAUGACAAAGUGAAAACAUAUUUUUUGAAAUUCUGGCAAAUUUAUUGAAAAUUAAAUACAGAAAUAUGUAAUUUACAUAAGUAUUCACACCCCUGAGUCAAUACUUUGUAGAAGCACCAUUGGCAGCGAUUAGUCUUUCUGGGUAAGUCUCUUAAGAUAUUUCCACAGCUGGAUUGUGUAACAUUUGCCUAUUUAUUAUUUUCACAUUUCUUCAAGGUCUCUUAUAUUGGUUGUUGAUCUCAUUGCUAGACAACCAUUUUCAGGUCUUGCCAUAGAAUUUCAAAUCCAAUCAAUCAAUCAAAUGUAUUUAUAAAGCCCUUCUUACAUGAGCUGAUGUCACAAAGUGCUGUAUAGAAACCCAGCCUAAAUCAAACUUUAUUUGUCACAUGCGCCAAAUACAGAAGUGUAGACCUUACCGUGAAAUGCUUACUUAUAAGCCCGUAACCAACAGUGCGGUUCAAGAAGAGUUAAGGAAAUAUUUACCAAGGAGACUAAAGUAAAAAAAAAUAAUGAAAAAUAACACAAGAAUAACGGGGCUAUAUACAGGGGGUACCGGUACCGAGUCAGUGUACGGGGGUACAGGUUAAUUGAGGUAAUUUGUACAUGAAGUGACUAUGCAUAUAGAUGAUAAGCAACGAGUAGC